Molecule: messenger RNA, 1140 nt
Organism: Saitoella complicata NRRL Y-17804
Lineage: Eukaryota; Fungi; Ascomycota; Saitoellomycetes; Saitoellales; Saitoellaceae
Exons: 1
Coding region: 67-957 (296 amino acids)
Source: RefSeq, a predicted model, not a curated record
AUCAAUCGGCGGCAUGCGUGUGUCGCCGUGACCGCAUGCAGCUUUCACCAAGAGCAAACAUCAAGAAUGCUUGUCAAGGAAUUCAACGGCAACGUUUUGCGUUCAUCUCGUCUGCUGAGUCGUUCAAUCAGUCACACUGCUCAACAUGAAACGGACCUAGCAAAAACAGUUGACCUGAUACACCGGUCAACGACAACCACUCCAAACCACCCGUCAUGUUUGAAGGGCCUGAACCUCAGGCAGAUCCGUUCUGUUAUGGGUUCGAGAUGGCGAGUCGUUUACAAGGAACUCUACAACAUCCGAGUAGGUCCUCGAGUUCCGGAUAUGCCGAUGCCUCAGCCGGCUUUGCCAGAAAAGUGGAAGGGAAUGCAAUUCCGCGGUGAACUGGCCAAACGGUACGGUGUGGGGAUACCUUCGACAGAGCCUGUCCAGAAGUUACCGCGAGUGUGCAUCUUGACAAGCAAGAAACAGGCAGGUGCAAAAGCGGUUUACCGAACCAUUGCAAGGAAACGAAUGCGUGCUGCUGUGUUCAAGAGUAUCACGGACCCUAAGAGUCCUACGCACGAGUUACUUCAAGCAGCAGAUCGGGAUAUUAUGAUCCAAGUGACUGCAGGAGGUCCUGUACUUGGAGGUAAAAACUUCGAUGUCCCCCACCUUGAAAAAGAGAUCCACGAAACACUGUGCCAUAUCUUGGAAACACUGAAGAACACAGCAUCUCGUGGGCAUCGUGGCCCAACGGUUCAUGGGCAGAGAAAACCAGCAUUUCGUGAAUACCGUGAACCACCGAUUCAUGGGCAGAGAAAUCCAGCAUCUCGUGAAUACCGUGAACCAAAGGCCGAUGAGCGGAAGGUUGAUCAGCAGAAGGUCGAUGAGCAGAAGAAUCCAGCAUCUCGUGGCUAUCGUGGACCAAGCAUUCAAAAGCAAAAGGUUGAUGAACCAAAGGAUGGGGCGUUGUAAUCAACUUGGCAAUAGUCAAGGCAUAACCACACAGAUGAGGGAAAUCGUCUGGUGACGUGCACAACCGUCGGAAUCUCAAAAUUAAAGGCAGAGGAAAACCGAAACCAGACCAGCUGCGGAUUCUGCGAAAGAAGUCCGGCACUGUAGCUGACUGCUGUCCAUGAGCAAGGAAUUGACCAGAUU